GAGUCUAAAAAACGCUGAAAGCCUAAAAUCAGUUCAGUUGGGGUCUUGCAGUCUUUAAUCCAUGGCUUCCUCAGCGCCACAAAGCUCAGCCACAGGCGCACAAAACCCUAAGAAAUCGCUACCCUUCUUUGCGAACGCAAGGAAGCACAAGCACAGCUUCAUACAGUUCUUCGCGAUGACGGGGAUUUUGCUCCUGAGCGUCAGAUCGUUGGGCCAGAAGUACCGAAUCCACGACCUCCGAGAGGACACGUCGGAUCUGAAAGAGGAGCGAGAAACCCUAGCCGAGCGCAUGAGGAACAUCAAGCGCGACCUCCUCCACGAGGCCUCGCGCGAGCCUACCGGCCGCUUCGCUUCCAGGCUUCGCCUUCUCUUCGGCGAGGAAGAUUUGAUUGAACCGAAGUGACUGUUGACUGUCCCUAGUUGGAACCUUAACACUUAUUUUAUGGGGGGGAAAUACCUGGCAUUGGGGCAUUGCCAUGAGAGAUAGAAAAGAAUCCAUUAGUUUUCAGUGAAAAUUGAAUUUGGAUUUUGAAGAAAAAGCAGAGAAGAGUGUAUGGGUGUGAAAAAGGUGUCUACGUGAAGAAGGGUCUAAUGGGAUUGCGGAACGCGUGGACUUGAGUAACUUCCUUGAGCCCAUCACCCAACUCUAGUUACAUGCACACGACAGUAUAAUAGAAUGGAUUAGAGGAAAAACUUUGUUAUCGCAAGUUUGUUUUUUUUUUUUCCCCUUUCCUUUUACGAGCAAAUGCCUAGCAGGGAAGGGGGAGUUAUCACAAGUUGGUAUUUCACAUUUUUAGAUAUU
Molecule: messenger RNA, 802 nt
Organism: Alnus glutinosa
Lineage: Eukaryota; Viridiplantae; Streptophyta; Magnoliopsida; Fagales; Betulaceae
Exons: 2
Coding region: 62-403 (113 amino acids)
Source: RefSeq, a predicted model, not a curated record